GUAAGUGGAACAACUUGACUAGUUUCUUUUUUGCACGUGGUGCCCCUUCCCUUUGACUGUUUCUCGUCCGUCUAAUUGAAGCGCCAUUUGCGCGCGUCUCUUCUUGUUCUUGUGUGUGUAAAUAAAGAAAACACCCUUUCAAUAAACAGCUAGUAGGGGUUACAGUGCCCCAACAAGCGGGAGAGAAGGAGGAGACUUGUUUUGCGUGUGCGUGUGUGAUUUGCCGUGUCAACUAGCUGCCCACUGGAUUACACCGAAACCGGGUGACUUCAGAGGUGUAGUUGGUUGGGUAUUUUGUUUUGUUGUUCUUCUGCAGAGUCGCGUCCAGGCCGCUCUUCUUUCGGACAUUAUUCACUUUCCCCUUCUCUCAUUGCAGGGACACUCGCCACCUUUGCGCCAGCGAUCACACACAGACACACACAAGCCGAAGAAGUGAACCGCGUCGUACCAACCUAGUGUCGAUUUCCACGUUUGUCUCUCCCCCGGGUUUUCCUUUAUCUUUGCGUGUGUGCUAGCCAUACGGACAUUUCCUGUACAAGCUAGAUCCCUUUCCUUUAAAGUAGAAAAAAACAGAAAAGAAGACACGAUAGGCAUGCCGGCUCAGUCUAGCUCGGCGUACCCGUACCCUUCGCAGCGCGUCAUUGUGCUGCGACACGGAGAGCGCCGAGACAACCGCCACGAUGCACCGCCGGAGUCGGACCCUCCGCUCACCGCAGAGGGCGUGGCGGAAAUUAAGAACACGGCCGCCCGCCUCAGGCAUUACCUGGGGAAGGAGCGGGCACGUGCGGCGGUGCUCGUUGUCUCGCCCUUCCUCCGCACCGUGCAGACGGCGGAGUCGCUGCAGCACCACGGCGUCGGCGCCGAUCACGCGAUGGUGGUGGACAACACGCUGUGUGAGGUGUUUGGCCCCAGUCGGAUUAAGACGAGUCGGGCGCCGCAGCUGCAGGGCCUACAGACGUCGCGUGCGGUGGGCGGGCUGCCGAUGUGGGGCGAGUCGCUCGAGACGGCGACGGAGCGUUAUGUGGCCAAUUUUCUGCGUAACGGUGACGAAUACGGCGGGCCGCUCGCAGGCGGCGCAGACCCGAACCCGUUUUCCAGCGCGCGGACGGAGUCGCAGACGUCGUCGAGUCUUGUCUGUCCGCCUGCCGUGACACGCCGCUUCAACGGCGGCGGUGGUCAAGCCGAUAGGCGUUGGCACACGGUGACCACGCCUGCCUCUCCAGAUCCGGCGGUGCUGAGUAGUCUCGAGGAUUGCACGCCACCUGAUACAAUUCUCGUCACGCACGGCGACGCCAUCAGCGCGGUGCUCUCUCACUUCUACCCCGCGCGCGUCGUGUAUGAGGCGGACUUUCUGUCGUUUAUCAUUAUGCGCCGCUACGGCGUCGGCAAUCACGUCUACCACCUUGAUGAGUCGGUUGGUGUGAGCUGGUUUGUAGACGGCAUCGACGGUGAACCGCCAGAUCCCAUCUUGCACGCACUGGAGAUGGAGCGGGAGGCGGCGGCGGCAGCAGCCAACAAGAAAACGAGUACCAGCAACAGUUCAGCAAACGGAGCGGACGAUGGUGGUGUUGAUGAGGACGACCUUGAGAACGACGACGACGAAGGCGAGGCCCUUGACGAAGACGAUGACGAAGGGGAGGCGCCAGCACAGCCAGCCAGCUUCGCAGGGAGCCGCAUGCGGUCGUGGGCAUCGCGACUGCCCGCGCGACGCUUCCAACCUCGCGUGAGGCCGAACGCAAUCGUGGAGGCGACGACUGUUCAAGCAGCAGCACUGCCCCCAACGCAGGUCCACGUGCCUGUUCUGACACACCCGCAUUUGUAUGCUGGCCGCAGUCGACUCAACGCAACCUCCAGCAGCGGCAGCAACGACGGCGUCGACGCACACACGCCUUCUCGGCAUUACCCAAAAGCUGGCGAGGACUGUGAAAGGAUCCGUUUGCCCAGCGGAACACCCGCGCAGUCUUCGAGCAUCCCAGUCGUGACAGCGAUGAAUGAUGACACAAAUCACCGUCGCGGGCAGAGUGGCAGAAGCAGCAGCUUCCCAGCUGGCAUCCCAAGUAGUGGUGGAGCGAAGGAAAGGGACAGCGACAACCAAGGGGGAGGGGGGAAGGAUGAGAAAAGCCUUCAGCGUGAUACCCGCCCUGCGCAGCCGCCAAACAUCGCCGCUCCGUACGCGACAGAGAGCGACGACCACCUAAAAUGGGACGACGGAACGAAGGCGGAUGUCUUUCUGGGCAGCGUGAGCAGCUGCUGUGGCCUCACCGCCGACCCAAGCACAAAUUCAAGGGUGAAGUCGCAGGCCGACUCGGCCCGGCACUUAUCAUCCCCGGCCACGCGGGAGAAGGCGGCGAUUGCUGCACUCGCGUCACCGGAGACGCGUGAGGAUAGCCCGGCACCACGGGCCGCCAACCCUAUCGCCUCUGCGGCAUCGUCCUCACCGACGACGGUCAUCAACACUCCCACCACUACCACCACCACUACAGGUGCUGCAUCGGGGAAGCGCGCAGCGCCACGCUGCAGCGGCGUGGCCGCCCCGCCAUCGAUGCCGCCUGGUAAGAGGUGCAUGGCGCACAGCAUCUAUGGCGCUACUCCAACUCCGCUCUUCGGCACGACUAGCUUCGCGGACAGCAUCACGUCCAUGCACCCUUGCAUCUCCGCUACCUCUGCCAUGUCCGCUACCUCAGAGGGGGAGCACGGCAACGGUCACGUGGCGGCAGUGAGCCUCGCCAGUCCCAUUCACCGACGCAACGCGUUAGGCGACGCAGCCCGCAUUUCACUCUUCAUGCGUGCCCUGUGUCUGCCGCUCGUUGUCAUCGUUCCCAUCGCCCUGCACGGGCAGCUGUCGCUGGUGUGGUUCUGCGUGCUGGCAACGGUGUGGGAAGUUGUGUUUGCUGCGGUGCUGGACCUCUCGUGCCGCACGAACAACUUGUACUACCUCCGUAUUCGCCGAGCUGUGGAGCAGCUUCGACCUAGUCCGGUGACGGAUGUGUCGUUAGUGGCACAGGCGUUGAACACACGCGGAUCAGCCGAUCGCACGGCGGCGGCGGCGGACACGGCAGCACCAGCGAGUGCGGCUCACGAGGACGAGACGGACGAAAUUACUAUUUACCACUUCCCAGACUCCGUCCCCAAUGAUGGGCGAUAUGCGAGUUCGACGAUGCGGCCGGCGAGUCAUCCCAAUGUGGGCGACGAUGGUGCAUCUCAACGUGCUUCGCCGCGGAACAGCAGAAGUACCUUCGACGUGGCUGUGUUGUGUGCCCGCCACGUGGUCGCGACGGCGGCUAAGUUGCUCGCACUUUAUCUGCUGGGCUUCGUCGGUGGCGUCGUGAGUGGCGGCGGUCAUCUUGCGCAGGCCUGGACCGGAGUGGGACUGCUCUUCAGCACGCCGACAGGUCUUAUCCUCACAAUGACUUACGGCUGCGUGAACGUCGUUCGUGGUGUAUGGGAUGAGACGCGGAUAAACGCUCUACUGGAUCACCGAUGA
This is a messenger RNA of Leptomonas pyrrhocoris, 3484 nucleotides long. RefSeq lists its product as hypothetical. The record is from RefSeq and is a predicted model, not a curated record. Gene Ontology annotation, molecular function: catalytic activity. The transcript has a single exon. Lineage: Eukaryota; Euglenozoa; Kinetoplastea; Trypanosomatida; Trypanosomatidae. The coding region runs from base 593 to 3484 and encodes 963 amino acids.